CGCGCGCCGGCUGUUCUCGGGCCCCCGCGUCGGUCCAUCGCGCAGCAGUCAUUGUUGAUUCCGUCGGGGGCUACCCAUGGAAGCGGAGGUGACGUCGCCAUCGGGUAACGAGGCGCGCGGGCCACUUGCGCGGGAGGCGACUUCCCCAUCAGAUGGGGCGCCGGACGCCGCAGGUGGCCCAGGCGCCGCUGCCGCAGCAGCAACCCGCGGGGGCCGCGGGCGCGGCCGGGGCGGGCGCGCCGGGCGCAGGGCAGGGCGCGCACGCCAGUGGCAGCGACAGCCCAGAGCAGACGCAACUUCUGCUCCCGAGGCGACAUCGGAGUCCACAGAGGCCGCCCGGGUCAGCCGCGCUGGGAAGAGGUGGGAGGAGCUCGCGCAGGAGACGCGGGGCGGGAGAGGGAGAGGAAAACGUCAUCGAAUCGCAGCGCCCGACGACGAGGAGGAGCACACUUCCAGCUCCGAGUGGAAACCCGUUACUGGGCCGGGGCCCGCCACAACCCCUCGCACGUCUGGCGUGACGGAUUACUUGGAGUGGGCUACUUCGACGGCCCUGUCGGUGGAUGAGCGGGGAAGCCUUCCAGCCCAAUACAAUUUCAUAGAUUUCUGUGCCGGCAUGGGCACCUCUCUGUUGUGCGCCUCUGCUUUGGAGCUGGCCUGCGCGCGGGUGCUGCCGGCAGGUAGCGGCGCCACGUGCCCUCACGGAGUAGCGGUGGCGGUAACGGAGAAGAACGACGAGAAGUUGCGCGCUAUCGGGCGGAUGGCGGAUGCCAUGGUCGCCCGACGCGGCUCAAGAGUGCCCCGGACGCUACUGUUCAAGGACACGGCGGACACGGCCACUUCAACGCCCACCACGCGGGAUGGGGAGCUCGUUGCCACACCCGUUGCCGAGCUACUGUUCAUGGGCAUUGUUUGCAAGGACGUGUCCGGGUGUUCCACCACUCCGAAAUCAAUCCUGGAUGAAGAGGGCGCCUCGGGGCAUUCGUGGGCAGGAGCCCGUCAGUACUUGCGCGCGCUGCAGCCUGACCAAUUGCCUUGGGUGAUCGUGCUGGAGUGCGUUGAUCGGCUAGGGCACCAUCGGAAGAUCAAUGGGAAAGUUGAGCAAGGCAGCGAGAUCAUCCAGGGGCAUCUCGAAGAUCUGGGUUACUGUGGCAGCUGGCGGAGGAUCAACGCAAAGCAUUUCUACCUCCCCCAGUCUCGCCGCCGCAUCUGGGGCAUGUUCGUCCGACUCUGGGGCUUCGGCAGGGAGCGCCAAGCCGAGCAACUGAGGCGGGCCUGGGAGAUCAUUGAUGCCUGCCAGAUGAGGGAGCCCGAGCCCCUGUGCGACCUCUUACGGCGCGUGCCACCCCCGCAUGCUGCAGAGGCAGAGGCUACAGGUCGCCGCCGUGCUACUGCGCGCCCUAGCCAGGGCGUCACACCCACUCACGCAGAAAAGCUGGAGAAGUGCACGCAGCAGUGGGGGCUGACACACGAGCAACUACUGGAUGGCAAGGCCGAGUUCGACGUCGCGUGCGGAGACCUGUUGGUCCAGCGCGAGCGGGAAGUCUUGUGGCUCCAGCUCUGCCGCUUGAAGAUGGAGGGGCGGGUGCAGGCAUGGACUGAGGCCCCCCUCCUCGUGUGGAACGCCGGCGACAGCAUCGGCCGGAGCGAGCGCCCCAAGCCCGACUGCCCGUGCGUUCGACCCAACAAGAAGUUCAUUGCCAUCCAACGCGGGUCCCUGACCCGCAUUUCUGAUCACCAGCUUCUGGCGCUGCAAGGCGUUGGGCCCACGGAGUUCGAGUGGCUGCGCCCUGGCGCGAAAACAAGUUUGUCAGAUCUCGCCGGGAACGCGUUCACCGCGAAUGUGUGCGGCGCAUUCUUGUUGGCGGCCCUGGUCGUGCUCCGCGGGCGCCCCAGCGAGGAGCACUAGUCCCGACGCGGUAGUCUGACUGCGCAUUAGUCUUCAUUGCCAUGGAGUGCCGCGAGCAUUUUUGUAGUCUCGCACUGAGCUUAGUGAUUUUGCACUGAGCUCUGGCUGCCUGCGCGGCCGGAGCUCCGCUGAAGCGGCCGCCAGCCCCAUGGCCGGUAUUGGGCGUCAUUGUGGCCUCUAGUGGGCGCGGUCGCCAAAUCAGCCAAAUCAUUGCACGAAGAGCGGUGGCCAG
This is a messenger RNA of Prorocentrum cordatum, 2138 nucleotides long. The record is from the annotation of a GenBank genome assembly. Lineage: Eukaryota; Dinophyceae; Prorocentrales; Prorocentraceae.